CGUGAUCAGUGUACCAGGUCCCCCUCAAAUUUCUUCAUUUCCAGGCUUUGCCUGACCUCUUCACCCAGAGAAGCCUUCUUGCCGGUAUGUCUCUACCAAUGCACCGUUUCUUUUCUUCUUGUCUUGUAUCCUGGUGCAGCCCAGUAGGAGGGUCUCUUUGAGGUUGUGUGUUAUGAUUCUCAAGGAGGUUAUAAGCCCCUUGUAUCUCCGUGCAUUCUCCAGAACUCAGCACCGUGACUGGAGGCUGUCACUGACAGCCCAGUGAGAGCGCCUGGGGAGGGGGGAAUGACUGGGGCAGGGUCUAAGGUAAGAGAUGAGAGGAGUAGGUAGGAAGCUGAGGAAAAACGGGGCCCAGCAGCAUCAGAAGUCUGGAAAUGGGCCAAGAUAGAGCCGCUGGGGGAACGAGUAGUUUGGGUCACCUUCUCUGCUGAGUGCAGGCCAGCGAAGCCUGAGAGCAUAUAACAGGCAGGUGGCAGGGUUGGGACAACUGGGGCCAGAACUGGGGGAGGGAUGAGUGCAGAUGCAGGACCCAGAGUCAGGACUCAGCAGUGUCCCCACUCACCUACAUGAUCUGGGAACCUUAUCUGUACCCUGCAGCUUAUCCUGUUUCCCAGGGAGGCAGACUCUCACACGCCCAGACGUGUUAGUGAUGGGAAAGAGUAGAGUGCCCGAGGGGCCCCAGCGAGAGGCCUGAGAAGAGCUCCACCUUGUCCCUCCCCAUUCUCUUCUCACACUGCAAACCCGACAGGCAUAGGGCCGGAGUAGGCACCUCAACGGCCGCUGCUGAGCCUUUCCGCUUCCCAGGCUCCUGGUGGGCCCUCGAUCCUACUAGCUCCCCACUGGGUAAGUAGAUCUGCUCACCGACCUUGACUUCCCAGCACUCACCAGUUGCGCUGAGUUGAAGGAAUGGGGCUGGACAAAGGAGGGGCCCAACUAAAGGGGUGGAGGUGGAGGAAGUGAGAACCAGGGAGUCAGGACUGGGGAGGUCCCCUGACUGACAGCAGGGGAUCUGGGUUCCAAGUAGUGUUUGAGUUGGGGCUAGUGUCUGCCAGGAGGUAAAGUCGAGGCUCAGAGCCAGGAGGACAGGGAAGUGGGAGGAGACACAGUCCCUUCUCACCUGGCAGAAGGGGCUUUUGCCCCACCGGCUGAAUGCCUUCUAUAGCCCUUUCCUUCUCCCCCCCGCCCCCCGCCGCACCCCGUAGGCGCAGAAGAAUGUUGGCCUGCUACCGGCCCCCGGGGAACGAGACGCUGCUGAGCUGGAAGGCCUCGCGGGUCACGGGCACGGCCUUCCUGCUGCUGGCCGCGCUGCUGGGGCUGCCGGGCAACGGCUUCGUCGUGUGGAGCUUGGCGGGCUGGCGGCCCGCUCGGGGGCGACCGCUGGCGGCCACGCUCGUGCUGCACCUGGCGCUGGCCGACGGCGCGGUGCUGCUGCUCACGCCUCUCUUCGUGGCCUUCCUGGCGGGGCAGGCGUGGCCGCUGGGCCGGGCGGGCUGCAAGGCCGUGUACUACGUGUGCGGGCCGCGGGUGGGCCGGCUGGUGAGCGCCAUCGUGCUGGCCUUCGGCUUGCUCUGGGCCCCCUACCACGCGGUCAACAUGCUGCAGGUGGCGGCCGCGCUGGCCCCGCCCGGAGGGGCCCUGGCGAGGCUGGGCGGGGCGGGCCAGGCAGCACGAGCUGGGACCACGGCUUUGGCCUUCUUCAGCUCCAGCGUCAACCCGGUGCUCUAUGUCUUCACCGCCAGGGAUCUGCUGCCCCGGGCAGGCCCCCGCUUCCUCACGCGGCUCUUUGAGGGCUCCGGAGACGCCCGAGGGGGCGGCCGUUCUAGGGAGGGGACCAUGGAGCUCCGAGCUACCCCUCGACUCAAAGUGGUGGGGCAGGGCCGGGGCGAUGGAGACCCCGGCGGCGGGGUGGAGAAGGACAGUCAGGGAUGGGACCCUUGACACCAAACCCUACAACCGGGCCUGCCUCUUCCCUGUCCCCUUCCAUUGUUCCUACCCCAGAACUCAGGGAGCCACGCUGAAGCAUUUGGGGGCCCUUCUCUGGCCAGAGUUUGGACCUUUCUGGGCAGAAUUAUUAUACACCUGGGGCAGGCCCAGGUCCCGCCGAACGGAGGGACUGCAAGUGGUGAUGGUAUUGUGUGCUUGCAAGUUGGCAUGUGCCCAUGUGCCAGAGCUCUUGACUUGCUGUCAACAGCUACUGUGAAAUGCACUGGGGGCGGGGAUUGCAUGAUGGCAUAAGCACGCCCCCACUGGUGGUUCAUCAUGCCUGAGUUGUACCGAAGCCACUGGUUCUUUGCCGGGUCAGCCCAGGGCUGGGCACUGCCAGCCUUCCAUGGCAUCUUGACUUGUCCUCCCCAGCCCAGGUGGCCUGGUUCCCCCAGGCCAACCUAUUGAACCACUCUGGAAAUAAAGCGAGAAAGAGGAAGGAAA
Ailuropoda melanoleuca (giant panda) is the source of this 2427-nucleotide messenger RNA. RefSeq names its product leukotriene B4 receptor 2 (gene LTB4R2). Gene Ontology annotation, molecular function: leukotriene receptor activity; complement receptor activity. Bases 1150 to 1938 code for a protein of 262 amino acids. The transcript has a single exon. Gene Ontology annotation, biological process: positive regulation of cytosolic calcium ion concentration; phospholipase C-activating G protein-coupled receptor signaling pathway; inflammatory response. The record is from RefSeq and is a predicted model, not a curated record. Gene Ontology annotation, cellular component: plasma membrane. Lineage: Eukaryota; Metazoa; Chordata; Mammalia; Carnivora; Ursidae.